Molecule: messenger RNA, 1033 nt
Organism: Perca fluviatilis (European perch)
Lineage: Eukaryota; Metazoa; Chordata; Actinopteri; Perciformes; Percidae
Product: HLA class II histocompatibility antigen, DR alpha chain-like
Exons: 4
Coding region: 80-805 (241 amino acids)
Biological process (GO): peptide antigen assembly with MHC class II protein complex; antigen processing and presentation of exogenous peptide antigen via MHC class II; positive regulation of T cell activation
Cellular component (GO): membrane; MHC class II protein complex
Molecular function (GO): MHC class II protein complex binding
Source: RefSeq, a predicted model, not a curated record
CUGUUGUUCAGGCAUACGGAGAGUCUCAGACAGGUUCAGGUCUACAGAGAGUCUCAGACAUGUUCAGGUCUACAGAGAGAUGAAGAUGAUGAAGAUGAUGAUGAUGAUGAUGGUCCUUGUCCUCUCCAGUCUCCUCUGUGUCUCAGCUGACGUUCUACAUCAGCACAUUCAUAUCAACGGCUGUUCAGACUCUGAUGGAGAGUUGAUGUAUGGUCUGGAUGGUGAAGAGUAUUGGUACGCAGACUUCAUCAACAAGAGAGGAGUUGAGCCUCAGCCCAGUUUCAUAGAUCAUAUUACAAUCCAAGGAGCUUAUGAAUCUGCUGUGGCUGGGCAAAAGAUGUGCAGACGCAACCUGAAAGCAGAUCAACGUGACUUCAAGGACCUGCCACUGGAGCUUGAUGCUCCUUCCAGUCCGAUGGUGUACACCAAAGAAGCCGUGGAGCUCCGAGAGAAGAACACCCUCAUCUGUUAUGUGACUGGUUUCUAUCCUGCUCCUGUCAUCUUCUCCUGGACAAAGAACGGAGAGAAGGUCACCGAAGGAAGCAGCACCAACGUUCCCUACCCCAACAAAGAUGGUUCCUUCAACCAGUUCUCCAGACUGGAGUUCAUCCCACAGCUGGGAGACAUCUACAGCUGUACAGUCAACCAUCUGGCCCUGGACCACCCACUGACCAGGAUCUGGGAUGUGGAGAAGACUGAGCCCGGUAUUGGACCUGCAGUUUUCUGUGGACUGGGUCUGACUGUCGGUCUGCUCGGUGUGGCUGCUGGAACCUUCUUCUUUAUCAAAAGAAAUGAGUGCAGCUGAUUGGUUGGGAAUGAUGAUGUCAACAGUGUACAGAGUAGAUACGGUACAGAUGAGAGGAGCUGCUGCUUCCUGAAGCUUAGACUGUUUUUUUGCUUUAUAAAAAAUACAGCCUCUGCUUUUACACAAACACUGACAUUCUCUGCAGGGAAUUCAAAUUUAAAACAUACUUCUAAUCUUUGUUCAGUAUUGUGUUUGUAUCUCUAUAAAUAUUCAUUUUAUAAACAUAUA